Rhizophagus irregularis DAOM 181602=DAOM 197198 is the source of this 809-nucleotide messenger RNA. The record is from RefSeq and is a predicted model, not a curated record. NCBI's taxonomy places the organism in Eukaryota, Fungi, Glomeromycota, Glomeromycetes, Glomerales, Glomeraceae.
AAACCCUUCGCACAGCUGUUCUUACUCCUUUCAGUCUUUUGCUCUUUGCAAUUAAGGUCCUUGGUUCUUCUCGGUGUGUUCUUUUUUUUUAUUUUAUUUUAUUAUUUUUUUUUAUUUUGUCUAUCAUAUUUUGUUUUUUUAUGGUUUUUACUUGGUUGGUUGGUUUCCUUCAUUUGUUUAUUCCCUACUAUUUUUUUAUCUUUUGUUUCCAUUGUUACUUUUAUUUCCUUAAUUUUUCAUUUCUUUUUCACUCCACUUCAUUUUUUUUCGUUCCUUUUCGCUCAUCGAUCGUUUCUUUUACUCCUUUUCACUCCCCGUUUUUGAUAUCACGUAUGCAAAUGAUUAGAAAUUGACAGAGAAGUUGGUGAAUUUUUUUGUCUUUAAGUGGGCUGAAAAUAUGUUAUAAAGGCCUUCAUUUUCUUUUGUUCCUUUCGUUUUUUUCAUUCCUUUUCACUCUCCUUCAUUUUUUUUCGUUCCUUUUUAUCCCUUUCAUUUUUUUUUAUCCUCUUUUCACCUCUCUUUUGCUUCUUUCAUUUUUUUUACUCCACCUUUGUUUCUUUCAUUACUUUUUAUUCCUCUUCAUUUAUUUUGUUCUUCCCUUCACUCCUUUUGUUGUUCUUCAUUCAUUAUUUUUUUCAUUAUAUUUUGUUUCUUAUUUUUUUUGUUAUUGCACAUUCUCUUCGUGUUAUUUUCAUUAUUUCUGUUAUUUCCAUAAAUAAAUAAAUAAAUAAAAAUUGUUAAUAUUUAUAUUUUUAAUCAAUAAAACGUAUCUUUAAUUAAUAAAUUAUUAUUAAUAUCAUUAUAAANGU